AUGAUGGAACGGAUGAUAAGUGUUGAGGUAGUCGUAAGAGAUCAGGUUGACCCCAUUGCCAGAGGGUUGGUGCCGGAACUCAUCGAGUCGUUCUUAGACUUCUCCACUUCGUGGACUGUCCAGAAGGCGGCAUGCAGUGGGUACCUUUCGCUUUUGAAACGGUUGGGUGAACGAAACGCAGAGAUUACCGAUCACGGCAUGGACUGGUCCUUGCAAAUUGCAGCGACUGAAGGAUACCUGAAUAUUGUUCAGUGGCUCACGGCUUAUCGCCCAAAUGUCAAGAUAUCGACACGUGCGAUGGAUGCAGCAGCUUUGCGGGGGCAUUUGAAAGUAGUUAAGUGGCUUCACAAGAAUAGAAGCGAAGGCUGCUCUGUGCACGCAAUGAACAGUGCAGCCGCAGGUGGUCACCUUGAUGUCGUUCGAUGGCUGCACGAGAAUCGCACAGAGGGUUGCACGACAGGAGCAAUCGAUACCGCUGCAGCUGGAGGCCAUUUGGCUACGGUCCAGUGGCUGUGGGCAAAUCGCACGGAAGGCUGCACGACUGUGGCCAUUGACUUUGCAAUCUACAACAGCCACUUUGCAGUUGUGAAAUGGUUCAGCGAGCUCGCAGAUUUUCGACCACGAACUGCCAACCACAUGGUAGGAGCCACAGUUGGCAAUAUCAUUAGGAAACAACCUGGCGGUCAAGCAAUGCUUACUUUGAGUAAGGAAGAUAUUGUUUUCUCAGUCUCUAUUGAUCGUUUUCAAUUGCCGCCAGCGUAG
Messenger RNA from Peronospora farinosa, 762 nucleotides. The record is from the annotation of a GenBank genome assembly. Lineage: Eukaryota; Oomycota; Peronosporomycetes; Peronosporales; Peronosporaceae.